AUGGUGGACGUCUUCAGCGGGCGGCUCCUGAUCAACAGGGACGGCCACGCAGUGGACCCCGAGCAAGCCCUGGAGAACAAGGUGGUGGGCUUGUACUUCUCGGCCGCGUGGUGCUCCCUCUGCCGGGAGUUCACGCCCACGCUGUGCGACUUCUACAGCGAGCUGGUGGAGGACGCGCACCCAGCGGCGCCCUUCGAGAUCGUGUUCAUCUCCUCGGACCGCAGCGCCGAGGAGAUGGUGGAGUACAUGCGCAGCAUGCACGGGGACUGGCUGGCGCUGCCUUUCCACGACCCUCUGAAGCAUGAGUUGAAGAAGAAAUACAACAUCACAGCCAUUCCUAAACUUGUGAUUGUUAAACAAACUGGUGAAGUCAUUACUGAUAAAGGAAGAAAACAGAUACGGGAAAGAGGGCUCAAUUGCUUCCGAAACUGGCUUGAAGGAGCAAAUGUCUUUCAAAAUUUCUGUAGCUGAACUAAGUUGCGGUUUAUAGACAGGACAGAUUUGGUAUGCAUCUGUAUCUCCAGAAUUCGACUGUCACAAGUAGGUUAAAAGAGAAAGACAUUCUCUUUUUCCUAGUAUUAUUUUGCUUUAUUUCAAAU
Messenger RNA from Varanus komodoensis (Komodo dragon), 599 nucleotides. RefSeq names its product nucleoredoxin like 2 (gene NXNL2). The coding region runs from base 1 to 471 and encodes 156 amino acids. NCBI's taxonomy places the organism in Eukaryota, Metazoa, Chordata, Lepidosauria, Squamata, Varanidae. The record is from RefSeq and is a predicted model, not a curated record. The transcript is spliced from 2 exons. Gene Ontology annotation, biological process: sensory perception; photoreceptor cell maintenance.